Nicrophorus vespilloides is the source of this 4104-nucleotide messenger RNA. RefSeq names its product synaptonemal complex protein 2-like. The transcript has 9 exons. The record is from RefSeq and is a predicted model, not a curated record. NCBI's taxonomy places the organism in Eukaryota, Metazoa, Arthropoda, Insecta, Coleoptera, Silphidae. The coding region runs from base 69 to 4052 and encodes 1327 amino acids.
UACAAACAAUUUUUGUAACAGUGCGAAUUAAGUUUCAUGUUUAUGCUAUUAAAAUAUAAGUUAUAACCAUGGAACAUAUGAAUGAGAUAAUUAAAAAGUUUAAUGACACAACAUUCAACAAUCCAGACGCUGUUGAGCUAAAUAAAGUAUAUGAUUUGAUUAGAUCUGCUAGCAAAACGACAUGCGAGAUAGCUUUUCCUACAAACGUUGUUUUAGAAGUUUGCAAAAUCUUCCUAAACAAAGUGUUCGGAUAUUAUGUGGGCGAUAAAGUCGACGAUAAUUCUUUGAAGCAUCACCUGCUCAUCAUCCAUACACUUCUUGCUAUUCCACAAGCCGGACACGAGGAGUGCAUCGCGGGAGUCAUACAUGAGAUCGUCAUGUUGAUUUUCGAUCCAAGCUGCAACUUCUGGUUAUGUCUGCAUUUGGUUAAAUUAGCAAACAAGAUAUUAGUAAUGCAAAAGAACAUGUUUGGAAAGAAGUAUAUUGGCUACGGGGCUAUUGAGAAUUAUCUAUUAUGUAGAUUAAUGGAUCGUCUCUUUACGUGCGGUGAUUACGUGUUGCAAUCUUCGAUUUUGGAACUCCUCUUCAGGCUGAAAAAGGAUAUACAGAAUUUGAAACUCGUUUUUUUCCCGAAAGAUUUCGAUUUGCAGAGAGCUUUGGAUAGAAUCAACUCGGAAACAUUCGAUGUUGAUUGUCGACAUUUCUUGAACACUGUUAAUAAAAGUUCCAAAAAUGUAUUUUCGUUACAAGCCGAAUUUAUUACAGCAGAUGGACGGAGUCUUCUACCACCUUCAGAUUUUAUAAAAUCCGGAGUUGGAGGAAACAGUCACCUAUGGGUAGAUUUCAAUAAAGAUUCCCAUGCUAUAACUAUCAAUGUGUCCUUAAAUUGCAUUGUUCCUAUUAAAUUGAACGAGGAAGACUCUGAUGCAGUUUUAAUAAUUAUCCAAGAACAUGCGAUUGAAAAAUUUUCGAGAAAAAAAUUGAAGAAGGAUGACAUGAAUUUAGACCUGUUGAUAGUUAGUUUAUCUCAUUCUAUUGUGAUUAAUAAUAGUCUAUGUAAAAAAUUUGCGAACAAAUGCAAAUUGUUCAAAAUUGCGUUUAAAUCUAGUACACGUGUAAAUCACUUGCACGAAGAGAUUUUGGGCGAGAUUUUCAAAAAUAAAUGCACCUCGAAAAGUAAUAUUACAUCCUCAUCAAUUGCCCUCAACCGAAAUCCAUUACCCAUCAACGUUAUUAGCAGCAAUUCCAAGUCUAUAUACACAAGUAUUUCUGAAAAAUCUCUGGGUUACUUGAUACAAAAGGAUUCCGAAAAAUUUGAUACGUGCCCGGAAUAUUUAAAUGUAGUAUCUAAUUCUGUUGACUUAAAUAUCCCAAAAGCUAGUAGGAAAAAGCGUGCAACGAUAAGAAAUUCUAGACAUCGAAAAAUGUCAAUUUUAGAUUCGAUUUCCGAAGACGAAGAGUACCAUAGUCAGCACUUAAUUCACUCCACUAUGAAAUCGGGACUGGUAAUGGUCUCUACGUCCGUGAACUUCUCUGAUGUUACUUCAAUUCACAGCGAUUCAAAUAAAGGAAACUUUGAUAGUCGCAGUAUAGAUGCUAAAAAUUCUGCUUGUAGUUCAAGAUCCGAUAAAGAAAUAGGUGGAAAUCGUUGCGAAAAUCACGUUAAUGAACCUAUACCUUCUGACUGUUUACAAACUAUGAUUCAACUUCCAACUGUAGAUCAAGUUCAAACUGUGGAAAAAGUUCAAGUUCCAGCUUCUAAUUCACGGUUAUUAGCAUCUAAGACUAAUUCUGAGGCAAGCAAAAUCAGUCAAGGAAGUAGGUACAACACGAGAUCGAAGAAUAAGCUAGCUUCUGCAAUUGUUAUUCUUGAAAAUAUGAAAUUGCCUAUAAAAAAAGAUACGUAUGAUAUGUACAGUAAGACACGAAAAGUUAGUCUUUCGUUACGUAAAAGGUCGAGCGGUAGACUGUCUUUGCCAGAAGAGGAAAAAUUCAUUAGGACCCCUGAACCGGUUUCAGCAACUAAUCAUGAUUUACCGGAAGAGAACGAAGUCAAAACAUCGACUUUAACAACAAAGAACGAACAAAGGAUAAAAAAUACUGAACAGCAUAAAAAAAAUGUACAGAAUAAUUUGAAAGACUUAAUGCAAAAUAAGUUACUACAAAUAUGUACAAAUUCAAAUGAAAAUGAUAAAUCCAGAGAUUGUAGGAAUGAUCAUGUUUUUCCAAAAUUGAGCAGACAAUCAAACUAUGAGCGUGAUAUGAAGAAUGUUGAAUCAAAAAAACAUACAUUUGCUACUGAUAAAAUAAAUACGUAUGAGGAUCAAAAUAAAAGUGAACAAAACAUACCAAAUUCUGUAUCAAAUAAUACGAGUGAAACUAUUCCUCAGUCGCCAUCUUCUUCAUCUUCGAAGACUAUUGUUGAAGAACCUAAAAUAGUUGAAAAUAUUAAAAAAGUUGAUGUUAUUAUGGAUGAUUUGGGUAUUACAGAUGACUACAGAAAUAAUAGCUGUAAUUAUUCAAAUAUAGAACGAAGUCGAGACGAUAACGUUAAAGAUUGCGAAAAAGUUAAAGUAUUUGCUAAAACACCUGAGGUUGCAGGAUCUUCAAAAGGAAUUAAUAGACAAUCAAUAAAACUUAAUUCCCAUGAGAAAUCACAACUUACGAAAAAGUCAGCAACAAAUGUACCUGAAAAAGUUAAACCACUUAUGCCGAAUGAAAAACAAACUCUACCAGGGAAUAUGAAACAAGCUACUUCCCAUAAAAAUAUAUUUUUUAAUCAAUUCAAUGCAGAUGAGGAAGAGGUAAUUCAAAACACUGCUUACGAAACUUUGGCAGAAAAUCCAUCUAGUAAGAGUCGUAAGAGAGGAAGUAAGAAUAAACCUGUGCAAGAAUCUUCUAAGGAAAAUGUUGAUUUAAAUCAAUCUAUUAUAAAAUCCGUGAUUAUAGAAAAUUAUCAAGAAAUUUCAUCACUAGCGGAUGAAGUUUGGAGUCAAGCGGAUGUAAAGACUAAAAAAAAACAAUCCAGACAAAAUAAAAAGAUUUCAAAAACCGGAGAAAAACAACAAUCUUCUAAACAGAGAAUUCGUGACUUAAAACCAUCUGAUGUAAAGAAGAGUAAGGUAGCUAAUAGUGAAGCAACUAGCCUAGGCGCCAACAGUUCUCUUAAGACUUUUAAUGCAAAAAGACAGAAGUCUCCAGAACCAAUGGGUCGUGUAGAUAAGUUAAAAUCAAUGAAAUCUUCAGAAAAUAGAAAUGCCGAUUUGGUUUUUGAGAAGAGUAAUGUCAUGAACUUUGAUCGUUCGACGAAUACAAGUCACAAGUCGUGCGCAAUUUCUUCGGCAGACUUCGCCAAAAACUACACGAAAUUACUGCAGGAAAGAAGUCAAAUAAACGAAAAUUUAUUUAAGAGGCGAAAAAGCCAAUCUGUAUCUGAAAUAACGAAAAAAUCUACUAAGCGCAGGAAGCUUUACAAUCUACACGAUAAUCAAAUCCCAGCAGAUAAACCACUCAGUGAGUGCCAUGAGGAAGAGGAGAUAAAUGAGUUAACCCAGGAAGAGUUGGAUUCUAAAAACUAUCUAUUCAACAAACUCAUCAGUGGCGAUGAUUCACAGACGAGUGCAAAAUUCCAAAAACCUAGUACUGAACAAGAUGAGGGCAGAACAAUUCAACAUAUUGGCCAAAAAAAUAAUCGUCCAGUGAGAAGCUAUGCGAAUCAUAAAGUGGAUCGAAAAAUUGAAAUGUCGAAUUGCAAUAAAAAGAUGGACGGAAUGAUCAGCAAAAAAUACGUACGCAGGAGGAAAAAUGUGAAGAACAAUUCCACCAUCCCGAUAAAUUCGAUUGUGACCCAAAAGGAGGGUGAUCUAUUCGAUAAGUUAUGCCAAACAAAUGUUUCAGAACAAGGUACAUCAAUUAGAAAGCCCAAUAACACACAUAUUCAUAAGUAUGAAAUCAUGUUUUCGAAAAUGAUGAGAAGCUUUGCAUCAACUGAAAAAUUAAUGAUAAAAUUCUAUGAUACAGUUCAGAACGACAAAUUGCUGUCCAAUAUGUAAAAAUAAAAUAUAUAAUAGAACCUUAAUUUUAUAUUGUUAUUGUUUAUUUAAU